AUGCACAAACCCUUGUUUUUGCGCGUCCCACGUGUCCCACGCUGCUGGUCGGGGACACUGAAAUUCGGGUCCCGCGUGUCAUACACACCUCAGUCGACUAUCCUGCUGAGUCCUUUGGCCCAAUCCGUCCGUUUUUCCCCACCCCUCCGAUCCCAAACCAUGGCCACCACCUCCGGCGGCGGGGCUGCCGGCGACCCCGCUGCGUCCUCACCAGCGCCGAGCCAACCACAGCAUCCGACACCCCGCAUCUCUCACAUCGUCCGCACCUACCUCGACCUCUCCUCCAAUUCCAAGAAGCGCCGCGCCGCCCGUAAGAACCAGCUCAAGCCCGGCGGUGUAGAGACUUCCGCCGCCGGAGAAAACAAGGGAUGCGGCCCCUCUGGGGCCGCCUCGUUGGAGCAUUCGCGGCUGCUCCGGGAGCUGGGUAUCCGGGUCUCCCGCUACACGAACGAGGAGCGCCGCGAUAUCAUCACCCGCUACAUGCAGAAGCGGAGCGGCCGCCAGGGCGUUAACCGCGCCGCCGCUAAGGUCCCGUCGAGGCAAGCCCUGGCGGAGCGGCGCCGGAGGAGUGCCGGAGGACAGUUCCUCGGCAAGGAGGACCCGCAGACUGCAGAUAAACCUGAAGAGAAGGCAGAAGAAGAGCCAGAAUUGCCACCAGAAGUUGUUGCGAACGCUGGAGGAGUGCCCAUAAUUGGAAUGGUCUUCGAGAGUGAAGAGAAAGCAUGCAAGUAUUAUGUUAGUUAUGCAGGAAAUGUGGGAUUUAGUGUCCGAAAAGGAUUGUGGGAUAAAACAGCAAAAAGUGGCAGUAGAUCAAGGUUUUAUGUCUGUUCCAGAGAGGGCUUUCGCGCAAAGAAUUUGCCCAAGAGACCUUACCCGGAGACAAGGACGGGUUGCCCUGCACGAUUUUCUAUCAUGUUAACGCCCAGUGGAAAAUACCGAGUGACAGAAUUUGUGCAGGAUCAUAAUCACCAGCUUGCUGGUCCAAUUGAUAUUGGGAUGCUGAAGUCGCAAAGAUUAUUGUCCAAGGUUCAAUCUGGAAAUGGAAAUGCCAUAAGCAUUCCUCCAAGGUACAAGAAUUAUCUUCGGACCAAGCCUACAAAAGAUAUGAACGCAGGGGAUUUCAGAGAUCUUACAGAUUAUUUUCGAAGUAUGAAGAGUGAUAAUCCAUCUUUUUACUAUGCCAUCCAGGUGGAUGAAAAUGACAAAGCUGCUAAUGUCUUCUGGGCUGAUGCAAGAUCAAUCUUCGACUAUCAUUAUUUCAGUGAUGUGAUCUGCUUUGAUAUGACCUACAAACUGAAUGACUACAGCAGGCCACUAGCUUUGUUUUUGGGUAUCAACCAUCAUAGGCAAAUGGUCAUAUUUGGUGCUGCUUUCCUGUAUGAUGAAACGGCUGAAUCUUUCAAGUGGCUUCUUGAGACCUUUAAGAGUGCCAUGUGUGGGAAACAGCCAAAGACUAUUUUGACAGAUCAAUCUGCUGCUUUGAAGGAAGCACUAGACCUCGCUUGGCCUGGUACAGUUCACCGUUAUUGCUUGUGGCAAAUAUACCAGGAUGCAGUUAAGUCCUUGGCGCAUGUUUUCUGUAUUUCAGAAGAAUUCACGCAUGAUUUUAGCCACUGUGUAUUUGAUGUCGAGGAUGGCCAAGAGUUUGUUGAGACAUGGAAUGUGAUAAUGGAGAAAUACAACCUUAAAGAAAACAAAUUGUUAAAUGAGCUUUACGAAGACAGAGAAAAUUGGGCCUUGCCAUAUGGCCGACAAAUAUUCUCUGGGGACAUUAAAAGCAUGGUACGAGCAGAAACCUUAGGCAUAAGGAUGAAAGAAUACUUGGAUUGUGAGAAAGAGCUAUCUCCUUUUUUGAAGUUUUUUGGAAGUUCAGUUGAGAAGAGGAGACAGGAAGAGAUACAAGCUGAUUACCAAGCCAGCCAAAGGGAACCAAGAACACCUCUGCCACUGCUCUGGCAGGCUGCAAACUUGUAUACACCAAUAAAUUUUGAGUUAUUUAGGAAAGAGUAUGAAGAGUGCAUGGACUGUAUGGUUUACGGUUGCGGCGAGUUCGGCUCUCUUUCUGAGUAUAUGAUUACUUUUAAAAACAGAACUAAAGAACAACUUGUGCGGUUUGAUUCAUCAGAUGGCACGGUUGCAUGCACUUGUAAAAAAUUUGAAACUGCUGGAAUUUUAUGCUGCCAUAUAUUAAAGGUAUAUGAACUGAAGAAUGUUAAAGAGAUCCCCCUACAGUAUCUUCUUAAGAGAUGGAGUAAAGAUGCAAAGUUGGGGACCGUUCAUGAAAUCAAUGGGUUUAGUUUUGACAGUCAUAUAGGAUCUUGUGUUCCAGAGCGUUAUGCAGCUCUUUGUCGUUUGUUCUAUAAGAUUGCUUCUAAGGCUGCAGCGAACGUAGAGACAUUUUCAAUGGUCGCAAGCCAGUCGGAUCAACUUAAUGAAGGAAUUGAACGAACUUUGCAAUCAACACUAGCUGCUAAGUCAUCUGUUGUCCAUUCCAUCAAGGAUCAGUUAACUCGUAUGGUUCAAAAUGAUUAUCCUCUUGGUAAUAGCAGCGAGCCUCAGAAAUCUACAGGAAAGAAGAUGAGUGAAGUUACUCGUCGUGGAAAUUGUCAGGAAACCAAUAAAAGGCAGAAACAAAGAAAAGGGCAUUCUGGCGAAGCAGCUGCAGGACCAAGGGAAAGGGAAGUGAAUGUUACGGAUCAGUUCCUACCAGAUCAACCAAUGCAGGGACAUUAUGUACUUGGCCACAACUUUGGUCUUAGUACCUCACAGAACCUUCGUGACAAUUUGAACCAUUUUGAUCAGGCUUCUGCAGUUCCAACCCUGCAACAGCAGCCAUUCCCUGGGAAUGGUGAACUAACCGAAACCCAAGCCUAUACUGGUGACAUGCACGCAUUGCAAUUCAUGGAGACGAAUCCCCAGAUCGACCAUGAGAAUGGAGAGGAGGGUCAGUCGUCGAUACCGGUGUGGGAUUUUCUCUGA
Molecule: messenger RNA, 2979 nt
Organism: Triticum turgidum subsp. durum (durum wheat)
Lineage: Eukaryota; Viridiplantae; Streptophyta; Magnoliopsida; Poales; Poaceae
Source: the annotation of a GenBank genome assembly